AUGCCAAAGGCAAGAAGAGGGGGGCGGGAAAAGACAAAGGAAGAGAAAACGGCAACAGAGGUAGGUCAAAAUCCAAGAAGAAAAAGGAAAAGAAGGAAGGUUGCUUCGAAUGUGGUUCAGUCGAUCAUUGGAAGAGGAACUGCAAGAUUUUGGAAAGAGAAGAAAGCCAAGAGGGAAGGAAGCUCAGGUUCAGCUAGUGCAGUCACCGAGCAUGAGAGUGACGGGGAGCUUCUUUCAGUAACAUCAGGCUCCAAGGCUUUCACAAAUUGGAUUUUGGAUACCGGAUGCACUUUUCAUAUGUGUGCAGUAAGAGAAUGGUUUGAUACUUACAAAAAGUCAGCAAUGGGGAAGUUUUAA
Prunus armeniaca (apricot) is the source of this 357-nucleotide messenger RNA. The record is from the annotation of a GenBank genome assembly. Lineage: Eukaryota; Viridiplantae; Streptophyta; Magnoliopsida; Rosales; Rosaceae.